AUGCACCAGGUGGUGCCAGACAGCGGGGAGGGGUGGCAGCUGGUGCAGGUGGAGGGUCUCGUGGGGGGUGGGGGGGCGGUCUUAAGGUCUAAAAUCCCCCUGAACUACGAAGACCACACACACAGAGGGGGUCUGCAGCUACAGGUGCAGGUCACUGAUCAGGGCGAGGGCAGUUGGGACGACCAUCAGAGGACAGGGCUGGCGACCGUGACCAUCGUGCUGGUGGACACUAACGACAACUCCCCUCAGUUUGAUGGCCAGGAGCGGACCAUCGAGAUGGCCGAGGACGCGGCCAGCGGCUCGGUGGUCACAACGAUGGUGGCCACCGACCAAGAUGAGGGUUCAGGGGGUCUGGUGAGCUACGGGAUCUCGCCCCCCAGUGACCCGCGGGGGACGUUCGCCAUAGACACGGGCGGGACCGUCCGGCUGGCCCGGGUCCUGGACCGGGAGAAGACGUCCCGUCACGUGCUGCACGUGCUCGCCUGGGACAGCGGGGACCCGCCUAACACGGCCACUGGGACACUGACUGUCACAGUCCGCGAUGUCAACGACAAUCCGCCAAUCCUGAUUGGCCCGCGAGUGCUGGCCCUGCCAGAGCUGGACGCAUCCAGCCCGUCCAGGUCCAGGACGAUAUUUAACGUCACGCUGGACGAUCCAGACGACUGGACAGCUGGCAACGGACCUCCUUUUGAAGUUAAAGUUGAUCCAGUUGUUGAGGUGGCGCUGCAGAGCUUCUUGAAGUUGUCGCACGAGCCAGGGAUAGUGACAGGAGAGGAUGGUGUGGUGGUGACAGUGACAGCGAUGGUGGAGCGUGAAAUGGGCGGUGUGCUGGCAGUGCCGCUGAUAGUGACAGACUCUGGCACUCCUCCUCUGUCUGCUACCGUCACUCUCACGCUGGCACGGUCGUCUGGUGACAGAACUGUGUUGUCUGAACACAAGUUCAUUCAAGUCGCGUCCAUCAAGCAGGAUGAAUGA
This is a messenger RNA of Hyalella azteca, 975 nucleotides long. RefSeq names its product putative neural-cadherin 2. The transcript has 6 exons. Gene Ontology annotation, cellular component: adherens junction; catenin complex; plasma membrane. Bases 1 to 975 code for a protein of 324 amino acids. NCBI's taxonomy places the organism in Eukaryota, Metazoa, Arthropoda, Malacostraca, Amphipoda, Hyalellidae. The record is from RefSeq and is a predicted model, not a curated record. Gene Ontology annotation, molecular function: calcium ion binding; cadherin binding. Gene Ontology annotation, biological process: calcium-dependent cell-cell adhesion; cell-cell junction assembly; homophilic cell-cell adhesion.